Hyaena hyaena (striped hyena) is the source of this 2550-nucleotide messenger RNA. RefSeq names its product protein phosphatase 2 regulatory subunit B'alpha (gene PPP2R5A). Gene Ontology annotation, biological process: signal transduction; protein dephosphorylation. The coding region runs from base 95 to 1558 and encodes 487 amino acids. The transcript has 13 exons. Gene Ontology annotation, cellular component: protein phosphatase type 2A complex; cytosol; nucleus. NCBI's taxonomy places the organism in Eukaryota, Metazoa, Chordata, Mammalia, Carnivora, Hyaenidae. Gene Ontology annotation, molecular function: protein phosphatase activator activity. The record is from RefSeq and is a predicted model, not a curated record.
CGAGCUCUCCGCGCCUCUCCCCCGCCUCCUCCUCCUGCCGCUGCCCGUUCCGUGCUUGCAGCAGCAGGAGCUGCCAAGCGCCAGGGCCGCGGCGAUGUCGUCGUCGUCGCCGCCGGCGGGGGCUGCCAACGCCGCCGCCAUCUCGGCCUCGGAGAAAGUGGACGGCUUCACCCGGAAAUCGGUGCGCAAGGCGCAGAGGCAGAAGCGCUCCCAGGGCUCGUCGCAGUUCCGCAGCCAGGGCAGCCAAGCGGAGCUGCACCCUUUGCCCCAGCUCAAAGAUGCCACUUCCAAUGAACAACAAGAGCUAUUCUGUCAGAAGUUGCAGCAGUGUUGUAUACUGUUUGAUUUCAUGGACUCUGUUUCAGACUUGAAGAGCAAAGAAAUUAAAAGGGCAACACUGAAUGAACUGGUUGAGUAUGUUUCAACUAAUCGUGGUGUAAUUGUUGAAUCAGCGUAUUCUGAUAUAGUAAAAAUGAUCAGUGCUAACAUCUUCCGUACUCUUCCUCCAAGUGAUAAUCCAGAUUUUGAUCCAGAAGAGGAUGAACCCACACUUGAGGCCUCCUGGCCUCACAUACAAUUGGUGUAUGAAUUCUUCUUAAGAUUUUUGGAGAGCCCUGAUUUCCAGCCUAGCAUUGCAAAACGAUACAUUGAUCAGAAAUUUGUACAGCAGCUCCUCGAGCUUUUUGAUAGUGAAGAUCCCAGAGAACGUGACUUCCUGAAGACCGUUCUGCACCGAAUUUAUGGGAAAUUUCUUGGAUUAAGAGCAUUCAUCAGAAAACAAAUAAACAACAUUUUCCUCAGGUUUAUAUAUGAAACAGAACAUUUCAAUGGUGUUGCUGAACUCCUUGAAAUAUUAGGAAGUAUUAUCAAUGGCUUUGCACUGCCGCUGAAAGCAGAACAUAAGCAAUUUCUAAUGAAGGUUCUUAUUCCUAUGCAUACUGCGAAAGGAUUAGCUUUGUUUCAUGCUCAGCUAGCCUACUGUGUCGUACAGUUCCUGGAGAAAGAUACCACACUAACAGAACCAGUGAUCAGAGGACUGCUGAAAUUUUGGCCAAAAACAUGCAGUCAGAAAGAGGUGAUGUUUUUAGGAGAAAUUGAAGAAAUCUUAGAUGUCAUUGAACCCACACAGUUCAAAAAAAUUGAAGAGCCCCUUUUUAAGCAAAUAUCCAAGUGUGUAUCCAGUUCUCAUUUUCAGGUUGCAGAAAGGGCACUGUACUUCUGGAAUAAUGAAUAUAUUCUUAGUUUGAUUGAGGAGAAUAUUGAUAAAAUUCUCCCAAUUAUGUUUGGCAGUUUGUACAAAAUCUCCAAAGAACACUGGAAUCCGACCAUUGUAGCACUGGUAUACAAUGUGCUGAAAACCCUAAUGGAAAUGAAUGGCAAGCUUUUUGAUGACCUUACUAGCUCCUACAAAGCUGAAAGACAAAGAGAGAAAAAGAAGGAAUUGGAACGUGAAGAGUUAUGGAAAAAAUUAGAGGAGCUAAAGCUAAAGAAAGCUUUGGAAAAGCAGAACAGUGCUUACAACAUGCACAGUAUUCUCAGCAAUACAAGUGAUGAAUAAAAAAAGCCACCACCUCUGUUGGAUAGGCAGUUUUGUACACUUUUUUGAAAUAUGUAAAAAUUAUGAGACAAACCUCUCAGUAUAAUUAAAAGGCCAACUUUUUUUCUGGCAACUGUAAAUGAAAAAUAUGGACUAAACAUAGCCCUGUGCUAUAUCAUGGCCACCGUAUAUUGUAACCUUUGUCUAAUCAUGAAUUUGUGUCACUUCUACAGUUUCACAGAAAUGAACUUUAUCAUCUAUAUGAGUGAGCUAAUUAUGGGAGUGGUAAGAAUUAUGACUUGAAUUCUUUUUUUGAUUGUGUUGCACAUAGAUAAAAUAGUCUGCUCUGUAUACUUUUCCCUUUUAUAAUGUGCUUUUCACAUUGCUGCAGACCUUAGUUACAUCCCAGGAAAAAGAAACAUGAUGGGGGGAGUUACCUGCCCUAAGCCUUCCUUCAUUAGAGAUACUACUGCACUCUGGAAUUUGAGCAGAAACUUAAAUCUCCAGGUUUAAAGCACAAAAUAGAAAUAAAAGCUGGGAAAGUAAACCAAAUUCUUCAGAUUGUUCCUCAUGAAUAUCCCUCUUCAUCAGCAACUCCCCAGGUAACGAGCCCAGAUUUGUGGAGGCAGCGCAGGUAAACACCGAGCCUGCCUCUCCGUUCAUUCCUCCUCUUCCUCCCAAAGGCUGAAGGCAGGGCCUUUCCAGUCCUCAGAACCUGCCCUUUUUCUAGUCCCUCCUGACCCAGGGAAGGAGGCUUUGAGUCCCACAGUGUGGUGACACAAAGCACUCACUGCCACUGCCUGGCUUUAUUUAAAGGAAAUACAGUAGGCUGCCCCAGUAGAGUUCUGAGAAAGCGGACUAUAGAGAGGUCUUAUAUGUUUUAAGUAUUUCUCGCCUCUUUUGUUCUGAGUACCAUUCCAAUCUCUUGCAGUUGUGUGGAAAACUGUUUUGUAAUGAAAGAUCUUCAUUGGGGGAUUGAGCAGCAUUUAAUAAAGUCUAUGUUUAUAUUUUGC